CAAGGAUACGUGCAUGAUCAUAUAAACACAUCCUAUUGAUGAUCAAACUUCUACAACCUACAACUCACGAGUCACAUAAUGACCGAGAACGGAAGUGAGAACUAGCACAACUCUACCUGUCGACAUUCUGAGCACAUAUCAGCUGUUAUUUCUUAUCGGCUUUUUCGGCCAUCGCAGCUUCUCUUCGCCAAGCCAUCAGUUUUGAUUCAUCUCAUCUCCGCCCAUUCAAAUUCACAAGUCACAACUCUUGCUUCUUUACCUCCAAAGUCGCAAUGGGAGGCAACGCCUUCACCCAGCCCGGUCCCAACGACCAACCUGCUCUCGUCACUCCUCGAUUAACUCCACAGCAAUACGAUCUCCUGAAAACCUAUGUCUCCGACAAACUCGCCGCCCUUUUCGAAUGCCUCGCCGUUCCUAAAGAAAUGCCCGGAAAAGAGUCCUUUGGAGACCUGGAUUACCUCGCAGUAGCACCAACGGUCAACUGCCCGGAAGAUUGGGUGGCGGAGGUUCAGUCCCGACUAUCCGCCCCGCAAGUUCGUGGCCAAGAUCCGACGGCGAGCUUCGCCGUGCCCUGGGAUAUCGCAGGUAUAAAAGAUGUGAUCGAACAACCACGCGCGACCAAUGGCGAACCACAAGCGACUAAUGACGUAAAUCACGAAGACGUAUCCACCCCCACCCACCACGCCCAAAUCGACCUCUCCCUCAUCCCCCCUUCCACCUACCCCUGGCAACUCUUCCUCCACUCUCACGGCGACCUCUCCCGAAUCCUCGCCCACCUCCUCCGUCCUCUCGCCCUCCAUCUCAACCACCACGGCCUCCACCUCCGCCUCGCUGAAAUCGCCGCCUCCGUCCCCGACAAGAAAAAAUCUCUCCUCUUCCUCUCCACCGCCCCGGACGCCCUGUUCCGCUUUCUUGAGAUUGAUUACGCGGCAGUUGGGGGGGCGGGGUCGUGCACGGAGAUGUUCGAUCAAGUGGUGGCAUCGCCGUUUUUCGGGGCGGGGGUGGUCGAGUGGGCGGCGACUCCGCGGGAAGAUGGCACAAGAAGCGAUCGGCAGCGGCAUGCGAAGCGCCCGAUGUAUCGACAGUUCAUGGAGGAAUAUAUCCCCGCGAACCUCUCGAAGUUCAGUAGCAAGGCGGGGUAUUCUCGCGAGGAGGUGCGCGAACGCGCGGUGCGGUGGUUCGGGAAGGAAGCGGAGUUAGCGACGAUGCUGGGGGAGUGGGCAGUGGAGGAGGCGGAGAAGGCGUGGUGGGCGGACGUGGUGGGGGUGUUUCCGGGGGAGAUGAGCGUAGAGAAGCGGCGAAGGGUGGUGAGGGGGCUGAAGCGGUGGGUGGAGGUGGGAGGGGGGGAGGCGGUGGUGAGGAGGGAGGCGAGGGCGUUGGAGGGGAGGUGGGUGGAUGGGAUGGGGGUGGGGAGGGAGGGGUGGGGGGGGAGGAGGGAAGGGGUAUUGGAGUGGGUGAAGGGGAAUUGGGAGAUGGUGAAUGCGUUAGAGAAGGGAAGGGUGAAGGGGGGAGGGAAGAAGUGGGUGGAGUAGCGAGUUUGGCUACUGUCGCAUUAACAAGUUGCAGUGAUCAGCGUUAGUGCAGCGAUUUCAUGAUACUCCUGGAUUGAUUUUCCCAUCUCCUCAGCAUAGCGCGUAUCCUAUAACUAUAGCAUCCUCAACAAAAAGAACCAUCACCCUUCCACCCACCAAUCCCGCCCAUCCGCCCCAAACACUUACCUCAAACCUAACUAAAAAAGCAGUUCACAUAGGGUAAUAAAACCAUAAUGAUCCAACCCAUCGUUGCGAAGGGGUAACAGAAUCCCGUGAUUGGUCACCAUUUCUCUCCCAAUGGCUUCGGCACCACCAGCGUCCCCGAAUCAAAGAUCUCAUCUCUUCACCAUCCAAAAAUCACGCGGAAGGGUACCAAUCGGACGCAUCGUUUUGGAUGAACUUCGAGUUUAUGGAUCGGGUAAGUAGGUUGGGUGGGAUUUAAAUCCGACACAA
Molecule: messenger RNA, 1985 nt
Organism: Eremomyces bilateralis CBS 781.70
Lineage: Eukaryota; Fungi; Ascomycota; Dothideomycetes; Eremomycetales; Eremomycetaceae
Exons: 1
Coding region: 273-1532 (419 amino acids)
Source: RefSeq, a predicted model, not a curated record